AUGAUCUUUACUUUUGAUUCCAAGAAACAGUCUAAAACUGAUAACCACUUAAGUCUGAGGAAACGUCCUCCCCCUUCUUUCGACUCCACUGGAGCGCUUUCGGCCCCAUCUGCUUUCAGGGUGCUAGAAGAUGACGGAUUCACGUCUUUCAAACAAACCAAACGGUCUAAAAGAGGGUGCUUGACUUGCAAGAUUAGAAAGAAAAAGUGUGAUGAAACCACACCUGUAUGUUCGGAUUGUUCCAGGCUCGGGAAACGGUGUGUUUAUAUUGACUACGAUAAUAUGCACCCCAGUGAAAUCAAGAGUUUGAAAGAAAUGGUUGAAAAAAGUGAAAGCACAUUGAAGCUCAGGAAGAGGAAAAAGCCAUCUCAAGACCAAGGUAGCCCCGGACGAAAAUGGGUCAGAACUGACGUUGAAUACACUCCUCUCAUCACAGCGGAAAGCCCCAUGGCAAACUUCAGCAGCCCCAAUUCCCCCAAUAUUAUAAACCUACUUAAUAAUGAGAUUGAGGAAAUCAUGCCAAAACCUAAACAAAAGGUGGAGCCGGAACAAAAGGAAUCUCUGGACUCUCCUGACGACGCGCUAUGCGUGGAAGAAAUGGGUGGUGUACACUAUGUGGACAAGCUUGUGAAAUACUCGGCAACUUCGCCUUCGUCUUCUCAACAAAAUAGUCCUUUCAUCACAUCGUACGAUAUGAUCUCAUUUCUUAAGGAAACGGUUCCUGACUUCUCAUUCGGUAAGUCUUCCCCUUUGGAGAUACCCCUGGCACCGGCCAGCCCACUAGCUGCGUUUGCAAAUCUUGAUUUCUCCCAGAUGAUAUCGACAUUGAACCACCCGUCUCCAAGAAUGACCCCUACUGUUCUAUCAGACCUCUCCAGUAGAGCAAACUACUUGUACGAUUACUAUGUGCAUGUGAUUUGCCCCAAGAUAUCGGUGGCACCCACUCUGGCAAAACAUGGAGAUAAUCAGUAUGAACGAGUGUUCCUCCCACUCGCACAAAAUGACAUUGGUGUGAUGUACAGUAUAUUAUCAUGGGCAUGCUUUGCUCUUGGCCGUGAAGACGAUAUAAAAGAAGGAAUGGAAUAUAUUCGGUUGGCUAUCAACCAUUUCUUCUCUAACAAGUCAACAGAGAGGGCCAUGGUGGUCAAUAAGUUGGCAUUGCUUCUAAUUGUAUUGGGAGCAGAGAUUUGUAGGGGUGAUGUGAAAAACUGGACUAGAUACAUGGACUGGGGAUCGAAUCUACUUCACCAGAUUGGAGGUCUUGGAAGCUUCAACAAGAGCAAAGAGGAAAUCUGGCUUAUAUCGAACUUUGCUUAUCAUGAUGUUCUAUCAAGCAACAAGGCUGAUAGGGGACUUUAUUUUUCGGGUGAACAAUAUGAUCGGAUCUUCUCUCAUGAUUUGUCUAAUGGGAUCAUGCAUCCAUUGGUAGGGAUUGCCAAGGAUAUAUACAUCUGUAUUGGGAUGAUAUCUACGUUGGUAUUUGAAACCAACCAAAAAUUAAUGACCCUCAAUAAUGAGUUGAAUGAGAAGAAUGUUAGUGAUUCUCCCAAAACCGAAGUGGGGAUUGGAACUUCCGAUAUAAACAAGUUUGAAGAAGAAUCGGAUCUCAGUAAUCAUGCUAAAGUUAACGAGAUUCUUCUUUCGGUUAAGGCCAGUGCUAUGGAAUUGGAUGCAAAAAUAGAGGCUGCAAAACCUAAUUCUGAAGACUUGAUCAAUUUAACCGACCAGGAGUUCGAAUGGCAGAUCACAUUGUUUGAAACCUUCAAGUUGAGUGCCAAGUUAUAUUUAAGGCAAGCCAUUCUUCGGUGCAACCCGUCUUCUUUAGAGUCUCAAAUCCUCACCAACGAUUUAGUCAAGUGUUUGGACAUCAUCUUGGGGUCUCCUGUUCAAACGGUGUUGUCAUUCCCAGUAUUUAUGGCUGGGAUUCAUUGUGUAACGGUUCUUGAUAGACAGUUUAUGACUGCUAGAAUCGAACAGUACAUUCGAACUUAUGGUCCUUGGAGUUUGACCAGGGUUCGGGCGGUGAUUGAAAAAAUCUGGGAAUUCAAUCCAAAAGGUGACACAGUUGUGGACUGGCAUGGAGUAUUGAAGGAAUUUGGGUGGGAAAUUAACUUUGCUUAA
Yamadazyma tenuis ATCC 10573 is the source of this 2121-nucleotide messenger RNA. RefSeq names its product Uga3p (gene UGA3). Gene Ontology annotation, molecular function: zinc ion binding; transcription cis-regulatory region binding; DNA-binding transcription factor activity, RNA polymerase II-specific. Gene Ontology annotation, cellular component: nucleus. Gene Ontology annotation, biological process: positive regulation of transcription by RNA polymerase II. The record is from RefSeq and is a predicted model, not a curated record. NCBI's taxonomy places the organism in Eukaryota, Fungi, Ascomycota, Pichiomycetes, Serinales, Debaryomycetaceae.